Xenopus laevis (African clawed frog) is the source of this 3233-nucleotide messenger RNA. It is a transcript of the gene castor1.L, whose product is annotated as cytosolic arginine sensor for mTORC1 subunit 1 L homeolog. Gene Ontology annotation, cellular component: cytosol. Gene Ontology annotation, molecular function: identical protein binding; arginine binding. NCBI's taxonomy places the organism in Eukaryota, Metazoa, Chordata, Amphibia, Anura, Pipidae. Gene Ontology annotation, biological process: cellular response to L-arginine; negative regulation of TORC1 signaling. The record is from RefSeq and is marked provisional.
GUCCGUGCAAUGGAUCUACAGCUGCUGGAACAUCGGGUGCGAGUAACUAGCAUCGAUAAGUCCGGCCUGUGGUUCUACACCCACCCGCUCGUCAAACUGCUGUUCCUGAGGCAGCGCAGCAGAUGCAAGUUCUUCAGCUUGACAGAAACACCUGAAGAUUACACGCUGAUGCUUGAUGAGGAAGGCUUUGAAGAGCUGCCCCCAUCUGAGUUCCUCCAUGUAGCAGAAAACACGUGGCGGGUCCUGAAUGUGUUGUCAAGUGGCUGCUCUUCCAAUGGACUCCAGACUGUGGGAGUUACAAAAAUUGCCAAGUCGGUGAUUGCACCCUUAGCUGAGCACAAUGUGUCUGUGUUAAUGCUCUCCACGUACCAAACUGACUACAUUCUGGUGCGGGAGGACGACCUGCCUGUGGUCUUUCAAACAUUACUGGGAGACCUAAGCAUCUACAAAGAGGAGAAUGGAAUCCUGGUGCCAGUGAAGCCCACUGAGGUCAAGAAUGGCUUAAAGGCCAGGACAUUAUUUAAUCUGACUGUGCAUCCUGUGCAGAGCCCCCAGAACCGAUUCUGCAUCUUGACGAUGGAUCCAGAUACCCUUCCAUCCGUUUCCACCAUUCUGUUGGACGUGCUGUUCUAUUCCCAUCCUCUCCAAAAAGACACUGUCAGCGGUUCCCAGGAUCUGGGCAUCUUUCACUUUUUUGCCUUCUCCUUGAUAGAUGGGUAUAUUUCAAUAGUCAUGGACACAGAGACACAGGAGAAAUUUCCCACUGACCUGCUUUUAACCAGUUCAUCUGGGGAACUUUGGAGGAUGGUGAGAAUUGGUGGACAGCCCCUUGGUUUUGAUGAGUGUGGAAUAGUUGCACAAAUCGCUGGACCUUUGGCAGCUGCAGACAUAAGUGCCUAUUACAUCAGUUCAUACAACUUUGACCAUGCACUGGUGCCAGAAGAAGACAUUGAGAGUGUCAUCAGUUUAUUGCAUCAACGUCAGGAAGUUAAAACCUAAGCUAAGUCUUUCCAGAUCCUCCAUGUUUUUAACUGUUUCUACAGGUGAAAACCAGGAAAUGUUUCAGGAAUGGGCACUAUUGGCACACUCCAGGAUUUUUUUGUUUGUUGCUUUUUUUUUUUUUUUUUUUUUUUUUUUUUUAAAAAGAAACCUGUGGCACAGCACUUUCUGACACAGCGAUGAUGUCGUACUUUAGAUUUUUGCAUAAGAACUACCCAAACAGGCACUGCCAAGAAAGAGAACUUGAAUUUAAUAACACUAUUCGCCUGGGCGAGUGGUUUGUAUUCAGUGUUGCAAUAAAUGAGUGGUUGCUGUCUAAAGCAGCUGCAGUGCUAACCAUUUCCUGGAACAAUACACUACAAUGUGAAAUAAAGCAGCACAACCUGACAAAUUAAAUGCAAAGGCAUUGCAAGUGGAUGCAAAAAAGAUGCAAAGAGGGGAAUAUGAGGCAGUUUGUGACCCUUGUGUCUGUUCUGCAUUCUAAGUUCAUUUAUUAGAUGUAUAUAGCAUAACAAAACACUAUAUUGGAGUCUUCUGAGCAGAUUGCUGAGUGCCAUCAUGUUUGCGUUAUAUAAGGUGUACCAUUUAUUUAAUCAUUUUCUUCAGUUUAGUUUGCUCUUAAUGCUGUUAUAAACAGGUUGACUGUGGAAGGAAAUAGGGAUGUAGACAAGCAGAGCUGGAACCUGAAUCAUUUGCACUGUGUCUCAGGGAAUUUCAAAGGCUUCUUUACUUUUUAAAUGAAUUGGAUAGAAUAGCCAUUUUGAUUUAUCAAAGGAAUAGGCAAAGCAGACUACUUCUGAUUAUAAAUGUUUGUUUUUUAAAAAAAGAAAAACCCUGGCCUGCUUAUAUAGCUAUAUCUUAGUGCAGCUUCUGAUGUUAUGCUAAAAAAUUGACUAUGCUUAACAUUAUUUAUUCUGUCCUGAGUUAUGUUUAAAUUUGUGUUUUAUUUUAUUAUAGUACCUGUAUGUAUCCCGCUGUGUAAUGCUGUUAAUGUAGAUAUUAUUGCUUUUAUUAUUACUUUUUCACCAAUGGUUCCUAAGUUUCUAUCCUUAAAGGGGUUGUUCACCUUCCAACACUUUUUCCAGUUUAGUUGUUUUCAGAUUCACCAGAAAUAAAGACUUUUUGCAAUUACUUUCUAAUUUCUAUUUGUGAUCGUUUUUCUUAUACUGAAGUGUAAAGUUUCAUUUUUCACUUUCUAAAGCAGCUCUGGGAUGGGAGGUCACUACUCUUUAGGGUUGGGGCAGACGGGCAGAUAUGGGGAGAUUUAGUCGCCUGACGACUAAUCGCCUCUUCUGCGUGGCGAAAAUCUCCCUGAACUGCCUUUCGUCUGCUUGAAUGAAGAAUCACCUGUGCUAAUGCACUCACUGCGCUUUGAUUUACGAAGUUUCCUUGUGAAGCAGAAGAGGCGAUAAGUCGCCAGGCAAACAAAUCUCCCAGAAUCUGCCCCAACCCUAAACUGUUCUAAAUUGAUACAUUUAGUUGAUACAUUUGUUAUCUUUGUCCCAAGGCAACUGUUAGAAUUGAUACAAUUCUUGCUAAUAUUCUAAAGACACUGCUGAUAAAUGUAGCCACUAAAUGUAUCCAGUUGAAACAGUUCAGAAUCUGCACCUGACUUACUGAGCUGCCAGAAUGAAACACCAGAGACAGGACCAAUAAAACUUCAAUUUUGGAAAAACAAUAAAAAAUUUAAAGAAAUUGAAAAAAGGCUUUAUAUUGGUGAACAAUCUGAGAACAAAUCAACUGGAAAAAGUGUUUAGAAGGUGAACAACCCCCUUUAAAAUACGCCAACAGGUAAGCUCCUUGGAGAGCCCUACGUUCACUAGUAAUUUGAGGUGUUGGAGUUUCCUUAUAGCAGACCCAUAUAUAAGAGUUAUCCGUUCCCAUUGCAUUGUAUCAGCUAUGUACUUAUGAAGGGGUUGUUAUUGACAAGCAUACUGGCCAGUAGCGUUGUGGAAAUAGCCUGCUGGCCAAUAGACUUGCAAUGAUAUUUCAAAUGACCUGUUAUGAUGAUGAUGUUCUCUCUGUCAUGGUAUGAUUUCUGGCAUGAAUGGGAACUGCUGACAUUUGUGACGUUUACCAGUGUUUGCUUCAGAAGUGAAUUGGCUCAGUUAGAGCUAUUGAUAGGAUCUCUGCAACAAAAAGGAACAGAUGACAAUCCAGUUGAGCAGAAACUGAAGUCUUUUAUGCAACUUUUGAUCUAUGUGGAUUAAUUAAAAUGGUUCUUUAAAUCUGAA